CAAACAUACAGCGUUAUGAUGUAGCAACAGUUCUUCUACUGUACGGAUAUGACUUUCAUAUAAUCAAACCAAAAAUACAUCCGGUGAUAUCUAUUCUAAAGGGAUUUAGUACUGAUAAAUCAAGGUAUUUUACGACUUCUAAAUUCACGAGAAAAACUUUGUUAGGGCUUCUUUUGCAUGUUGUAUGUUUAAAUGCUGAAUUAGAGCAAGAGAUAUGUAGAUAUUUAGAACACUACAAGAACAUUGAACCACAUGACAAGUAUUAUUUCGAGCAAUUCCUUGUCAUGAAAACUCCAAGCCGUCUUCAGGAAAUAUGUAGGUUUGUUAUCAGAAGAGCAAUAUCCACAAAUAUUCUUCGAGGAAUAAAUCGCCUUCCAAUCGCCAAAGGUUUAAAGCAAUUUUUAGCUUUCAAUUUUGUUAUGGAUAGGAAUGAUCCAUUGAAAUGUUUUGAAUUAACUACUGCUAUAUUGGAAAAUGAUGAAGAGCAGGUAAAACAACUGAUUGCUGAUGGUAUAGAUUUAAACUUCUCACUGUCUCAUCAUACACCUCUCACAGAAGCAGCAUUAUUGGGGCAUUCUAUAUUCUGUACCUUGCUUCUAGAAAAUGGCGCGGAAGUAGAUUUGUAUGACAAUACUGGUAUGACAGCUUUACAUAUAGCAUCGUCCAAUGGACAUCAGUGUAUAGUAGAAAUCCUGCUUCAGCAUGGUGCUUGUAUCAACAAAACUUGCCAAUUUGAAGCAGAAAACUCUGUGACAAAGGCAGCAGCCAAUGGGCAUUUCAAAACAAUGAUUUAUCUGGUAGAACAUGGCGGGAAUCCUAAUGUACGAACAAGUGAUGGAAGGUAUGUAAUUCACUUAGCGGCAGCCACUGGAAGUGCUGAAGCAAUUAAGAUUUUAUUAGCACGUGGUAUAACAGCUGAAUCACGUGAUUGUGAUCUGAAUACGCCAUUGCAUAUAGCAGCGUCACGUGGUCUGCUGUAUAAAAAUGAUAAAAUUAACUUACAGGACAAUUCAAUUGAUGCCAAUUUUCAUGAAAGUAUCCGAUUACUGCUGAGUGCUGGAGCAAACAGAUUUGCUACAAAUCAUUCCAACAAAACUCCUGCUGAAGUCGCGGCCUUAUAUUCAGAUAAUAGCAUAGCUGUGUUAUUAAAAUAAAAAUAAGUGAUCCAUUAACAAUAGCAGUCGUUUCAGCAUGAAAUGUACUACAUUUUUAUUAUUAUCAUAUACUCAUGUUAUGUACUUCAUACCAUGAAAUACCAAUUAUUGGGCAAUCAUGCAUACAGGACAUUAUGCCCAAAAAUAGUCAAACUUGGAAACUUUAAAGUUCGCGCACAACAAGUCUCAGUUUUGGAAUAUGCUUUCUACAAACCAUAAAAUGUUUUUGUUUUCUUUAAUCCUUACAACCAGCAUAGAGAAACUAUGGAAUAAAAACAAAGAAUUGCUACUUUUUACCUGUUAAAACAGGAAACAUCAUAAUCAUAUGUAAACCGUCAAUGUGUUUCAAAGAUAACAAAGUUGAUUUGUUGUAAAUUUAACUAUAUAUUUUUAUUUAAACAAAACAAAGAAGGAUUCGAAUAAAAGUAAAUUUUCA
This is a messenger RNA of Ruditapes philippinarum (Manila clam), 1590 nucleotides long. RefSeq names its product ankyrin repeat domain-containing protein 50-like. The record is from RefSeq and is a predicted model, not a curated record. The transcript has a single exon. Gene Ontology annotation, biological process: intracellular signal transduction. Gene Ontology annotation, cellular component: nucleus; cytoplasm. Gene Ontology annotation, molecular function: protein binding. The coding region runs from base 285 to 1154 and encodes 289 amino acids. NCBI's taxonomy places the organism in Eukaryota, Metazoa, Mollusca, Bivalvia, Venerida, Veneridae.